AACUCGCUCGCGUCGGAUCGGGAAACAACGGGAACAAGACACGAACCUGGUUUGGAUCAAAUGGAAGACGCUGUGUGACUCUUGGAUUAACUUAUUAUGCAGUGAAACGUUGGUGCAUUAAUGGAUAUUUUAGGAAACUUACCAAUCUGCAGCACUGAUUGGAAUUGAAAAAUCGCAGUGGAUAUGAUUCAAAUCGUUUGAAAAUCGGGUGAUAGUGAAAGAUUCAAUGAGUGAUCGAAUCGCUAGUUAGUGAAACACAUUGCACCACUUGGUCUGGAUUAACUGGCAUAUCAACUGUUCAAAAAUCAACGGGAAAAUUUAACAAUCUGUCAUGCUCUUAGAUUAUGGUUUAUCGCUAUUGUUAACACUACUGACAGUAUGUAUCACAGGCAUCGCCGGAGAGAGCUACCAAACCAGCCUCACCUUCAAUGACAUCCUUCCGGAAGACCCAAAGCUGUACGACAAAAUGCGCCCGCCCAAGAAGGACGGUCAGCCCACAACGGUCCUGUUCCACGUGACGGUCAUGGGUCUUGACUCGAUCGACGAAACGUCGAUGACGUACGCGGCGGACAUAUUUUUCGCACAGACCUGGAAGGACCACCGGCUGAGGCUGCCGGAGAACAUGACCUCCGAGUACCGGCUGCUGGAGGUCGAGUGGCUCAAGAACAUGUGGCGGCCGGACUCGUUCUUCAAGAACGCCAAAUCGGUCACGUUCCAAACGAUGACCAUUCCCAACCACUACAUGUGGCUGUACAAGGACAAAACGAUCCUGUACAUGGUCAAGCUGACCCUGAGACUGUCCUGUGCGAUGAACUUUCUCAUCUAUCCACACGACACGCAGGAGUGUAAGCUGCAGAUGGAAAGUUUGUCACACACAACGGACGAUAUGAUCUUCCAAUGGGACCCGGAGGUCCCCCUAGUCGUAGACGAGCACAUCGAGCUGCCUCAGCUAGCGCUGGUGAAGAACAACACCGCGGACUGCACUCAGGUCUACUCGACGGGUAACUUCACCUGCCUUGAAGUGGUCUUUGUCCUGAAGCGACGUCUGGGCUACUACCUUUUCCACACGUACAUUCCAACCUGUUUGAUCGUCAUCAUGUCGUGGGUCUCGUUUUGGAUCAAACCGGAAGCGGCUCCAGCCCGUGUAACGCUCGGAGUUACUUCGCUCCUGACCCUGUCCACGCAACAUGCCAAGUCUCAAGCAUCCCUUCCGCCAGUAUCUUACCUUAAGGCGGUGGACGCCUUCAUGUCCGUCUGUACGGUGUUCGUGUUCAUGGCCCUGAUGGAGUACUGCCUGGUGAACAUCGUCCUCGGAGACUCCGACCCUCCGAACCCGAAGCCACAUCCACCACCCAAGAUGGAUCGGUUCUUUGACUUCAAUGCCCCCGGUGGUAAAAACGGAAAACGGAACAGCAAAUCGCUGGAGAACAGUGAAACCACAACCGUGAACACGUUUCAGAGACAGGAAAGCACCCUGCUGCUCUCGCCAGUACCGCACAUUCAAACUAUUCCGCCUCCACCGUGCAAACCGGCAUCGGCCAUUCCGAAACUCACCCCGGCACAAAUACGGCUGAGGCGGGCGAUCAACAUCGAUCGUUUCUCCAGGGUUUUCUUCCCGCUGCUGUUCACGCUUCUCAACACCGCCUACUGGAUCAUGUUCUACGAAUACAUCUAAGAACCAUGCCCGUGGGCUUGUGACAUAAAAUUGUAAUGUAGAAAUGUCAAACUGUUCAUAUUGAAGCAUUCAAUAUGAAAGGUUUACGAAUAGUUUAUAAUUGUGGAAAAUCGAAACAAAACAAUUAGAGUAGACUGUAAAAUCAAACUGUAAAUUACUGAUACACCAUGCGCCUCCACGUGACGAUUUCAAAUACUGAUAGUUUGUAAGAAGAUAUAAAGACAGUUGCAUACGAAUACGGAUAGCCGGCUUAUGGCACAAAAUGAACAAUGAUAGUUUUGAUUCACAACGAAUUAUUGAAUACAGGUUCACUCCAUUAAAACAUAUUAUGUACUGAAAAAGUUAAGGUGAACACAAACUGGUAAAGUUAAAGUUAAAUUUGUCCGUAGUCAAUAUGUUAAGAGUCGUAUACGACACUCUGCAGUCACUCUCAAUGCCUAGAAUCAGCUACUAAACUAUAUCAAGUUAUCCUGAUGUUACUUGUUGAUGUAAUGUAAACCUUAUGAAAAAAUGUCAUCAAUUUUGUAAAUAGAGUUACGAUUCGGCCAAUAAAUAUUAAAGUAUAAA
Aedes aegypti (yellow fever mosquito) is the source of this 2242-nucleotide messenger RNA. RefSeq names its product glycine receptor subunit alpha-3 (gene ort). Gene Ontology annotation, cellular component: neuron projection; membrane; synapse. Gene Ontology annotation, biological process: signal transduction; nervous system process; chemical synaptic transmission. Gene Ontology annotation, molecular function: extracellular ligand-gated monoatomic ion channel activity; transmembrane signaling receptor activity; neurotransmitter receptor activity. The transcript is spliced from 6 exons. The record is from RefSeq and is a predicted model, not a curated record. Lineage: Eukaryota; Metazoa; Arthropoda; Insecta; Diptera; Culicidae. The coding region runs from base 332 to 1675 and encodes 447 amino acids.